AGCUGGUUCAUAUCUUCGUACAAUAACUGACAGUUGUGUGUUUCAAAAGAAGGCGGCAACGCAUUUAUUCCGCGGUCGAGCUUUUAUUCACAAAAUACAGCGUUUUCCCGCUUAUUCAGUUUAAUUUGGAUUACACAAGCAGGCGAAGACACAAAGGUUUGCAAUUGUAUCGAUUGUUGUAUCCGCCUUCCCACUGAGUUUCGUUAUCCGCGGCGUCACGCCAUUCUGUACAGAAGCUUCUCAAAAUGGCAUCCGCUCGAGGGUUUGCAAUUUUUAACAACCAAUAUCAAGCAAACGGAAAUCAAUUUGCAGGAAAAAAUGUCCAAUCGCUAAAAGGAAACGAGUCGCGUUCUUCUUCCGCUUUUGCACUGAAGGAUCUAACCAACAAUAAUAAGACGCAGCGUACCAUUGUACAUCAAGAUGGCAAAGGGAAAGCCAGUAACACGCAGGAGAAACAGAUCAAAUCGGCAACGAGUAGCAUUUUGCAAAAAAUUGGAUUAAACAACGAAAAAGCUACUGCCCACAAACCACCAUCGCAUUGUUGCGAUGAUAUGUUUAGUCCACAGUACGCUGAAUACGCUUGGGAGAAAGCCUCUUGUCUGCGCGAUGAUCUUUUGGAACAGAUGAUCGAUUUCCAUGGAGUCCCAAGUAACAUCAAACGCAAACCGCUGCCCCCGCUCCAUCCGGAUCCGCUGAUGGACUUACCAGAUCUGCACGAUGACUCAUGGGCUAAGGAUGAGUUCUGGCCUUUGAAGGAAGAUCGUUUUCCUUCGGUGAAACCUUUGGAUCUACCUGCCGAUGAUUUCCCACUGGUGGACAUUCAGGAUUUGGAGUUUAUGUUUUAGAUUGUAGUGUCUCGUAUUUAAAAAUGUAUGUUGUACAAAAUUGGUCAAUCACAGGAGCAUGUUGUAACAAGUACCAGUUUUGUUUAACCUUAAAUUGUAGAAGUGUUACCAUUGUUUAUGCAAACAAGGCCUAGAAUUAGAAGGAUAGUCUUACAUGAACCGAACUGAUGUAAAUACAUACCAAAUAGACCAGCACGCCC
Anopheles funestus (African malaria mosquito) is the source of this 1045-nucleotide messenger RNA. RefSeq lists its product as uncharacterized. NCBI's taxonomy places the organism in Eukaryota, Metazoa, Arthropoda, Insecta, Diptera, Culicidae. The record is from RefSeq and is a predicted model, not a curated record. The transcript has 2 exons. Bases 246 to 845 code for a protein of 199 amino acids.